AUGGAGGUAUAUUCAACAAAACUUGAACUGCAGGUUCAGGCUCGAAUAGAGGAGUUAGAAACUGAGAAGAGGACAAAUGAAAUUCUCAUUAGUCGUAUGUUGCCAUCGGUUGUUGCUGAGGCUUUGAAAUCGGGUAUUUCUGUCGCACCAGAGACCUAUGACGAGGUAUCAAUAUUCUUAAGUGAUAUUGUUGGAUUCACAACCAUCUCAGCUAUGUCAACUCCGUUACAAGUGGUUGAUUUGCUUAAUGAACUCUAUACCCUGUUUGACAAAAUUAUAAGUAAUUAUGACGUAUACAAGGUGGAGACAAUCGGCGACGCAUAUAUGGUCGCCUCUGGGUUGCCAGUCCGCAACGGUAUUAAACAUGCUGGAGAAGUUGCUCUGACAGCUCUGGAUCUUCUGAGCGCAUGUGGAACCUUCACUAUUAAGCAUCUUCCUGAUAUACCUCUUAGGCUGCGUAUCGGACUCCAUAGCGGUCCAUGCGUAGCUGGUGUUGUGGGUUUGGUAAUGCCUCGUUAUUGUCUCUUUGGAGAUACAGUCAUUCGAGCCCUUAAAAUGGAGUCCUCAGGUGCUGUUUGUUUGUCGACUUUAUCAGCAUUCAGAAUACAUAUUAGUCAACAGAUAAAGGAUGUUCUAGACAAAAUUGGAGGUUAUCAUUUCGAGUACCGAGGACCAAUGGAAUUUGACGGGGGACUUAAAACAACGAGCUAUUGGCUCACAAGUUAUGAUGAAUUCCAUAAGCCUUUGCCUGAACCACCCCCUUUGAUCAAGUGA
Molecule: messenger RNA, 774 nt
Organism: Rodentolepis nana
Lineage: Eukaryota; Metazoa; Platyhelminthes; Cestoda; Cyclophyllidea; Hymenolepididae
Source: the annotation of a GenBank genome assembly